AUGUACAUUGCUAUUCCUGAUUCUUUCAUGUCGGCUGACUAUCCAGCACCAAUGCAAGAUGAUACAUUCAUUAAUGGAUUAAAUUCAUUGAUAAAUACGCCAAUAGUGAGUUAUGAAUCGAGCGAACCAACAUCAACAAUUACAAUACCUGUAACAACAUCAACGACGUCAAGUAAUGUUUUAAUUUUUUUAAAGAACCACCUGGCAAUCGUAAUAGGAAUAGUAGUUGCUGUGGUUGCUCUUGUCAUAGUUAUGACUACUAUUUGUUGCUAUUGGCGGAAACGGUCUGGGAAAAAGAAAUCCAAAAAAAAAGAUGUCGUAUUUCGUGGAAAUAAGUCUUCUAAACCACAUGUUAAACAUGAACCACCGGAUACUGCCUCAUCAUACAGCGACACAUCAAAUGAGUACGAUAUUCAAAUGAAAACAAUACCUGCAAAGCCAAAGCCAAAACGAAAAGCAAUAAAUAAUUACAAUUGUGAUUAUUUAAAACUAGCAAAAGAGUUCAUUUCAUCUCUCGAUUGGAAUGAUAAGUUAUUUGACUCUACGUUUGAUAAAUGCUAUUGUCCAAAGUGUUAUUCUACGAAAUUACCAGAUGUGACACAAGCGGGCGAGGGCGAAUACGUUAUUCCUCGUGAAUGGGCGCGGAUAGGCCUUCGAGUUGAUGAAGCUUUUCAAGAGGAACAAGAUAUAUGGAAUAGAUGGAUUGUAACUUUUCAUGGAACUACCAUCAUAGCGGCGAAGUCUAUUCUUUCUCAUCGACACUUUUGUCUACCCGGAGAUACACUUAUAGAUGGAAGUGUGUUGGGCAUUCGUAAAGGACAUAUUCCAGGUAAACAACAAAUAUAUACAUCACCUACGAUUGCGUAUUCAAGUUUACCAGGUUACAGUCCAAAAUAUGAAUAUUAUUCAACGAAAACUAGACGUAUUUAUGAUGUUCAGAUUGUUUUACAAUGUCGACAAAAACUAGAUGCAUUGGGGAUACAAGGUGAAACCGUUGGGGCUGGUAGUAAGCGUCUUUGUCAAUUUAUACCUAACGAUAGGAUCGAAUAUUUCACUAAAGCAAGAGCAGCACUUGUUCCCUAUGGAUUACUCGUGAGACUUGUUUAA
This is a messenger RNA of Rotaria socialis, 1107 nucleotides long. NCBI's taxonomy places the organism in Eukaryota, Metazoa, Rotifera, Eurotatoria, Philodinida, Philodinidae. The record is from the annotation of a GenBank genome assembly.